GUGACGUGUUGUAGCGGCUGCUCUGGUGACGUGUCUUUACCUUCUCUGUGGCUGUUGAAUGGAGCUGCUCUGACUCCACUGAUCACUCGGACUGCUCCCAGUAACGCGACAGGCGUCGAUAUAAAGGCACCAUGGGAAUAAAAUUUUUGGAAGUCAUCAAACCGUUCUGUGCGGUGCUACCAGAGAUUCAAAAGCCUGAAAGAAAGAUUCAGUUUAGAGAAAAGGUGCUAUGGACUGCCAUUACACUCUUCAUUUUCCUGGUUUGUUGCCAGAUUCCACUGUUUGGCAUCAUGUCAUCAGAUUCCGCAGAUCCCUUCUACUGGAUGAGAGUUAUCUUGGCUUCAAACCGAGGUACUCUGAUGGAGCUGGGUAUCUCCCCCAUCGUCACCUCCGGCCUCAUCAUGCAGCUGCUGGCUGGAGCCAAGAUCAUUGAGGUUGGAGACACACCCAAAGACAGAGCUCUGUUUAACGGAGCUCAGAAAUUGUUUGGAAUGAUCAUCACCAUCGGACAGGCCAUUGUGUAUGUGAUGACCGGCAUGUAUGGAGACCCCUCAGAGAUGGGGGCUGGAAUCUGUCUUCUCAUCAUCAUCCAGCUCUUUGUUGCCGGUCUGAUUGUGCUGCUGCUGGACGAGCUGCUCCAGAAGGGCUACGGUCUGGGCUCUGGUAUCUCGCUCUUCAUUGCCACCAACAUCUGUGAGACCAUUGUGUGGAAGGCCUUCAGCCCCACCACCGUCAACACAGGCAGAGGAACUGAGUUUGAGGGCGCCAUCAUCGCUCUCUUCCAUCUGUUGGCCACUCGCACAGACAAGGUCCGAGCCCUGAGAGAGGCCUUCUACAGGCAAAACCUGCCCAACCUCAUGAACCUCAUCGCUACCGUCUUUGUGUUUGCAGUAGUUAUAUACUUCCAGGGCUUCAGGGUGGAUCUGCCCAUCAAGUCUGCCCGCUACCGUGGACAGUACAACACGUACCCGAUCAAACUGUUCUACACCUCCAACAUCCCCAUCAUCCUGCAGUCUGCGCUGGUUUCCAACCUUUACGUCAUUUCCCAAAUGUUGUCCACACGGUUCAGUGGCAACUUCCUGGUCAACCUGCUGGGAACUUGGUCUGACACGUCGACUGGUGGACCGGCUCGAGCCUACCCUGUGGGUGGUCUGUGCUACUACCUGUCUCCUCCGGAGUCUUUUGGUUCUGUUCUGGAUGAUCCGGUCCAUGCUGUCAUCUACAUCGUCUUCAUGCUGGGCUCCUGCGCCUUCUUCUCCAAGACCUGGAUCGAAGUCUCGGGAUCAUCUGCCAAAGAUGUGGCAAAGCAGCUGAAGGAGCAGCAGAUGGUGAUGAGGGGACACAGAGAGACCUCCAUGGUGCAUGAACUGAACAGGUACAUCCCCACAGCUGCUGCCUUUGGAGGACUCUGUAUAGGAGGCCUGUCCGUCAUGGCUGACUUCCUGGGAGCCAUUGGUUCUGGCACAGGAAUCCUGCUGGCUGUCACCAUCAUCUACCAGUACUUUGAGAUCUUUGUCAAAGAGCAGAGUGAAGUGGGCAGCGUGUCCGGACUGCUCUUCUAAAGGAAAUGCCAAGCCAAGACAACACAAGACUCGAAGCCUCCACACAUGUUCACCACAAAUUCUGCAAAUUUGUCCUGUGUACGAAUUUACUCCCCAAUUCAUCAGUCCAGAGAAAACCUCCUGUUAUAACAGCAGGGGGGUUGGUCCCCACAUCCCCGUUCAUUUCAUCAUGUCGAGUCAGCGAUUCCCUGAAUUGGAUUUGACAGCCGUUGUGUGAUGUGCUGUUUACGUGACCAGCAAACGUGUUCAUUGUUCAGACAGCCAACGAGGAGAUGAACCGCUGCAGCGGAACAAUUCAACAGAAAAAUGACCUCAAUCUCCUAAAUCCUCUCCGAGACUUCAAGUCACUCUGGUCUCAUUCUCAGGGCUCGUUCCUCUUCUGAGCCCUGAAGAAAUGCUUGGUCUGUUUCAUCAUGAUCUUUUAUUCCCGGACUGCUCCACACAGGUGGCCGGGGAUGAGGGUGGGUUUGAUACAGAAGAACUGGGGUUUAAUUAUGUUUUUACUCUUGUGUAAAACAUGCAUAGUUGUGUUAUUAAAACUUG
Synchiropus splendidus (mandarinfish) is the source of this 2105-nucleotide messenger RNA. RefSeq names its product protein transport protein Sec61 subunit alpha-like 1. The transcript has 12 exons. Gene Ontology annotation, cellular component: membrane; Sec61 translocon complex. The coding region runs from base 132 to 1562 and encodes 476 amino acids. Lineage: Eukaryota; Metazoa; Chordata; Actinopteri; Syngnathiformes; Callionymidae. Gene Ontology annotation, biological process: post-translational protein targeting to membrane, translocation; SRP-dependent cotranslational protein targeting to membrane, translocation. Gene Ontology annotation, molecular function: ribosome binding; transmembrane protein transporter activity; signal sequence receptor activity. The record is from RefSeq and is a predicted model, not a curated record.